AUGGCUUUACAACUACCCUCUCAUCAUCAGGCACUGGUCCUGUCUGAAAUCGGGGCCCCUCUGACAGUGCAGACCUUGCCAGUCCCUCGCGCCACACCGGGCAGCGUCGUCGUCCGUAUUCUCGCAGCCUCAGUCAGAGCGAAUUCCCCAGAAGUCUACCGAGAUCCUCAAAGUGGACAUCCGCUGCCCCUACCACUGGUGCCUGGGUUUGUCGCCAUCGGCAGGGUUGCCGAGACGGGGUCUGAUGCGACCGUCUUGAAGCGUGACCAGCUGGUCUUGUUUGACCCUUACAUCCUGGCGCGAGACAGCCAGGACGCGAAGUACAUCAGCGGCCUCAUGAUGGGGUUUGAUGAAGUCUCCGCCAAGUUUUCAGAAGAGUGGCGCCACUCGACCUAUGCUCAAUACGCGAAAUUGCCACUGGAAAACUGCCACGCUCUCAACGAGGAACGACUCUUUGGGGCGCCAGAGAAUGGCGGUCUGGGGUACACACUCGAAGACUUGACCCAUCUCUUCAGCAUGUUUAUUCCAUUUGGCGGGCUUGCGGAUAUUGAUGUCAAAGCUGGCGAUGUCGUGAUCGUCGCUCCUGCCACAGGAAGAUAUGGGAGCGCCGCUGUUCACUUGGCCCUCGCGAUGGGAGCAAGAGUCAUCGCCAUCGGCAGGAACACCGCUGUGCUUGCCACUCUCGAAUCGAUCAGCCAACGCGUUAGCACUGUGGCACUGACCGGAGAUGUCGAGAGAGACACGGCGAGCAUACGGUCGGCAGCGAGCGGGGGCGCAGACGCCUUCUGGGAUAUGUCACCUCCUGCCGCCGGAAACUCGACGCAUUUCAGAGCCAGCCUGAAUGCCCUCCGGCAAGGUGCAAGAGUGAGCCUUGUCGGCAAAGUGUUAUCCGGAGUCAGCUUUAGUUAUCUCGAUAUUAUUGGCAAGGCAUUGAGCAUCAAGGGAACUUGGAUGUGUACGAGAGAUCAGGCUACGAGGUUGAUCAGAAUGGUGGAAACUGGGACUCUACCUCUGGGGGAGAGAGCAGGUAUGGGGCCUGUACGUUCUUUCAAGCUUGAGGACGCCGAGGGAGCACUAGACGCCGCGGAUGCGUCAAGAGAACCUGGCGAGGUUGUUAUUACUCCUUAG
Messenger RNA from Clonostachys rhizophaga, 1128 nucleotides. The record is from the annotation of a GenBank genome assembly. NCBI's taxonomy places the organism in Eukaryota, Fungi, Ascomycota, Sordariomycetes, Hypocreales, Bionectriaceae.